This is a messenger RNA of Suillus discolor, 1093 nucleotides long. RefSeq lists its product as uncharacterized. NCBI's taxonomy places the organism in Eukaryota, Fungi, Basidiomycota, Agaricomycetes, Boletales, Suillaceae. The coding region runs from base 1 to 963 and encodes 320 amino acids. Gene Ontology annotation, molecular function: metal ion binding. The transcript is spliced from 8 exons. The record is from RefSeq and is a predicted model, not a curated record.
AUGCCACAACAACCUGCAGAUAGUGACGAUGAAUUUCCAGACGAUAUCGGACAGUUGGACUUGAGUAACGUCCCAGGUCUUCAGGAAAUUCCGGCCCCAGCUUCGAUCAACCCUUUGGAUGAUGAUCCUCAUUCCACAGUGGUCGUACCAGCGCCGCCAUCGCAAUCAUCUACGUCAUCCCUACCCUCCGAGUACGACUGCGACGAUGAGAUAGAUGAAUCAACCAUCGCCGCUCUGGAUGCUCUCGAAGCACAGUUUGCACAUGGUCAAUCUCAACUCGGAGCUUCUCCUUUAACUGCUCAGCAGUUGAUUAGUACUCGCGCUGCUGUUCUUGGUCUAGAUGACCGCAAGCGUGGACCGUCGUCACCGCAAACAUCGCCCGCCAGUAAAAAAGGCAAGACAAGUGCCGAAGACAGCCAUGAUACAGCAAACAAAAUACUCGAGGGAUUCGAAACCGAGAUCAUGUGUCCGAUAUGCUUUGAUGUCAUGGUAGCAGCGCACCUAUGCAAUCCUUGCGGCCACAGUUGCUGCGGAGAAUGCGCUCAAGGCUGGAUAGCCCAGAAUAAAGCGUCUCCGGCAUGUGCAGUGUGCCGCGCUGCGUUGUCAACGCUCAAACCACUUCUUCCCAAUUAUUCCCUUGAUGCCGUAGUCCAGCAAUACAUCCGUGCUCUUGGCGUCAGCGGACGAUCAGAAUGGCAAGAAAAGGGAGACAGGUUAGCAGAGUGGACGAAGCGUCACGACAAAUGGAGGAGAAUCGCCCAAGCGAAUGCACUAAUGGUAAAGGCAAAAGAAACCGCUUAUCGUACAAGACGCUAUCAAGGCGCUAUCGUUUCCUACGUGCCACCAGUUUAUGAUUAUCUCGGAUCGUAUAACGAUGAUGAAGAUGACGAAGAUGAAGACCCAACCUAUGAAGACGAUGAGGUUGUGGAGAUUUUACCGCGCCGAAGAGUACUGAGACGGUAACCAACGUUCGUUCCAUGGCCUAUAUUCUUAAACGGACCUCAUUCGAUAUUCUAUAUUCCUGUCAUAAUUGUUACUUGUAGUAUCGUAGUCGCAGUUCACGUUGCCUGCUAUUCGCUUCAAGCAGCCAGCA